Messenger RNA from Xiphophorus couchianus (Monterrey platyfish), 549 nucleotides. RefSeq names its product lymphocyte antigen 6G-like. The record is from RefSeq and is a predicted model, not a curated record. The transcript is spliced from 3 exons. Lineage: Eukaryota; Metazoa; Chordata; Actinopteri; Cyprinodontiformes; Poeciliidae. The coding region runs from base 127 to 429 and encodes 100 amino acids.
UCAUUUGUGGGCUGUUUGUUCACAUUACAGGCAGUCUGUUGGAGCUUGCAGGAAACCACAGAGGGUAAAAAAAAGUCUGCAGGACCCAUAUUGAUUCAGAGGGCUGAUGCACAGAUCAAGUUCACAAUGAAGCUUUACGGAGUUCUGAUCCUGUUUCUCUCAUUCUCUGCAGCAUGUGGAUUGAGAUGCUACACAUGUGUAGCAGCUGAACCUAACUCCUGCACUGAAAUUAUAACUUGUUCUGCGCCAUUCAACCGAUGUUCUUCUCUCAAGACAAAUGGACUGGUUUCCAAGAGCUGCAUGAUCAGCGUAGCAUGCAUUCCUCCCAUAAAGUGCUGUGAAAAGGACUUGUGCAACGGUGCCGUACCAACUGGCCCCGGUGUCACCCUGCUGCUCCUGUCUUCAGCCCUUAUGAUGCUCUUUAUUUAAGGCUCUGAAAUCAUGAUCCUGUUCUGGUUUAUUGGUCUCUUAACAAUUACUCUGAGGUGACAGCAAACAUGCAGUUAGGAGUCAGGACAGAUAUGCAGCAUUUUUAUUCAUCAUGUAAUA